Molecule: messenger RNA, 477 nt
Organism: Colletotrichum navitas
Lineage: Eukaryota; Fungi; Ascomycota; Sordariomycetes; Glomerellales; Glomerellaceae
Exons: 1
Coding region: 1-477 (158 amino acids)
Source: RefSeq, a predicted model, not a curated record
AUGGGAGACCAGGAAGCUGCUCCUCCUUCUCCGGUGUCUCGGGUCGCCGACUUUGCUUUUGGCUUUGGACUGUCGAUUACCGCCUUUGCGGUUGCCGCUGGUGGUCUUUUUCUUGGUCAUGAUCAUGGUCAUGGUUUUGUUGGAUUGGGGCAUGUCACUGCCGUCGACCGCCAACACCGCCAUCUCGUUGUCGCAUGCGCCACCGUCCGCGCCCUUUUCAUCACGCUGCGGCUGAUGAAGCUGCUUCUGGCCGUCGACAUGCCGCCUUAUUUCGUGUCGUCGGCCCUGCCGCCGUCCAUCAAGGUCUUGACAGCCAGUAUCAAGACCGCUCGCGCGCCAAUCGGCGCCCCGCCCCCGGAUGUAGGCCGACAAUGUACCGGUGUUUGCUAUGUUCCAGAUGCAGGAGUUCUCGCUGCGGGCGCGUCGCUGCACCUCACUGCGAAAUCUCUCGCUAAAGGGUUUUUUACGUGUUCCUGA